UCUUCGUCCUUCCCUUUCCGUCUAAAACGCGGUGCAAAUCGGACGUGCCUAAGGUGCUCGGUUCUUCAGUGAAGCUAAGGCCACAAUCCGGCGACUAGCACUCUCAAACUUAGGCAUCCUUGUCUGAAAACAUCCUAAAACAUCACUAAAAUGGCAUCAGUUUCAGAGCUCGCCUGCAUUUAUGCUGCUCUCAUCCUCCACGAUGAUGAAGUUGCCAUCACCGAGGAUAAGCUGAACGCCCUCAUCAAGGCAGCCGGCGUCACCAUUGAGCCAUUCUGGCCCGGUCUGUUCGCCAAGGCCCUGGCCAGCGUGGACAUCGGCAGCCUGAUCUGCAACGUUGGAGCUGGUGGUGGUGCCGCCCCCGUGGCUGCUGCUGCUGCUGGUGGAGCUGCCCCAGCUGGAGGAGACGCCCCAGCUGAGGAGAAGAAGGAAGAAGAGAAGAAGGAGGAGUCUGAGGAGUCCGAUGACGACAUGGGCUUCGGUCUCUUCGACUAAACAACAAACCUCUCCUUUUUUAAUAAAAGAGAAACAAACUGAA
Engraulis encrasicolus (European anchovy) is the source of this 538-nucleotide messenger RNA. It is a transcript of the gene rplp1, whose product is annotated as ribosomal protein lateral stalk subunit P1. Bases 151 to 495 code for a protein of 114 amino acids. The record is from RefSeq and is a predicted model, not a curated record. Gene Ontology annotation, biological process: cytoplasmic translation; translational elongation. Gene Ontology annotation, cellular component: ribosome; cytosolic large ribosomal subunit. Gene Ontology annotation, molecular function: protein kinase activator activity; ribonucleoprotein complex binding; structural constituent of ribosome. The transcript has 4 exons. Lineage: Eukaryota; Metazoa; Chordata; Actinopteri; Clupeiformes; Engraulidae.